Molecule: messenger RNA, 6031 nt
Organism: Oncorhynchus masou masou (cherry salmon)
Lineage: Eukaryota; Metazoa; Chordata; Actinopteri; Salmoniformes; Salmonidae
Product: poly [ADP-ribose] polymerase tankyrase-1
Exons: 28
Coding region: 20-3814 (1264 amino acids)
Molecular function (GO): NAD+ poly-ADP-ribosyltransferase activity; protein binding
Source: RefSeq, a predicted model, not a curated record
AGUGGGACUGUUGUAAAAAAUGGCGGCGCCUCGUCGCCCUUCUCAGCAGCAACAACAGAGCAUAUGCUCGCCAUCUCGCAGUACUUAUCUUUCCCCCACACCUCCGGGAUCUCCUACAGUUCCCGGUGCUGAACUAGACAGCGCCGGUGAUCAGGAGUUAACUCCGGCCUCCCCCGAUAUCCCUGCCCCAGCCCUGAGCAGUAGCACCAGCUCCUCUAACGUUAGUACCACCGGGGGUGGCAUCAGCACUGGCCCCAGUCCUAACUCGGGCAGCACUAGCCCCGCGGGCGGCGACUGCGGCACAAGCGGGGCUUUCAGAGAGUUGUUUGAAGCCUGUCGCACUGGGGAUGUAUCGCGGGUGAAGAGGCUGGUGGAUACGGUUAACGUCAAUGCCAAGGACAUGGCUGGUCGAAAAUCCACUCCUCUGCACUUCGCUGCAGGAUUUGGGAGGAAGGAUGUUGUAGAGCACCUCCUUGAGACAGGCGCCAAUGUUCACGCCCGUGAUGAUGGAGGUUUGAUCCCUCUGCAUAAUGCCUGUUCCUUUGGUCACGCUGAGGUGGUCAGCCUGCUCCUCUGUCAGGGUGCCGACCCAAACGCCCGGGACAGCUGGAACUACACACCACUCCACGAGGCUGCCAUCAAGGGCAAAUUAGACGUGUGCAUCGUGCUGCUCCAGCACGGAGCUGACCCCAACAUACGCAACACUGACGGCAAGAGUGCCCUGGACCUGGCCGACCCGUCCGCCAAGGCUGUACUCACCGGUGAAUACAAGAAAGACGAACUCCUGGAGGCAGCUAGGAGUGGAAAUGAAGAGAAGCUCAUGGCCCUGCUCACUCCGUUAAACGUCAACUGCCACGCAAGUGACGGCCGCAAGUCGACAUCUCAAAAAAUGCUGUCCACCCCUCUCCACCUGGCUGCAGGGUACAACCGGGUCAGAAUAGUCCAGCUCCUACUACAGCACGGUGCCGACGUACAUGCAAAGGACAAAGGGGGUCUGGUUCCUCUCCAUAAUGCCUGUUCCUAUGGUCACUACGAAGUGACAGAGCUGCUGCUGAAGCACGGAGCGUGUGUUAAUGCCAUGGACCUGUGGCAGUUCACCCCUCUCCACGAAGCUGCCUCGAAGAACCGCGUGGAGGUGUGUUCUCUGCUGCUGAGCCACGGGGCUGACCCCUCCCUGGUCAACUGUCACGGGAAGAGUGCUGUGGACAUGGCCCCCACCCCAGAGCUCAAAGAGAGACUCACCUAUGAGUUUAAGGGUCACUCUCUGCUCCAGGCAGCGCGGGAGGCAGACAUGGCCAAGGCCAAGAAGACCCUUGCUCUAGAGAUUAUCAACUUCAAACACCCACAGACCCACGAGACGGCACUGCACUGUUCAGUGGCCUCUCCUCACCCCAAGCGGAAGCAGGUCACAGAGCUGCUAUUACGUAAAGGUGCCAACGUCAACGAGAAGAACAAGGACUUCAUGACUCCCCUACACGUGGCUGCUGAGAGGGCACACAAUGACAUCAUGGAGGUGUUGCAGAAACAUGGAGCAAAGAUGAAUGCACUGGACACCCUGGGGCAGACAGCCCUGCACCGUGCUGCCAUGGCAGGACACCUCCAGACCUGCAGACUGCUGCUGAGCUACGGCGUAGACGCCUCCAUCCUCUCACUACAGGGAUUCACCGCCUCACAGAUGGGCAACGAGGCCGUGCAGCAGAUACUCAGUGAAAAUGUACCUGUGAGGAACUCUGAUGUAGACUAUCAACUCCUGGAGGCAGCUAAAGCUGGAGAUCUGGACACUGUGAAGUCAUUGUGCUCUCCACAGAAUGUGAAUUGUCGGGACCUGGAGGGUCGUCACUCCACUCCACUGCACUUUGCCGCCGGCUACAACCGUGUGGCGGUGGUGGAGUACCUGCUGCAUCAUGGGGCCGACGUCCACGCUAAAGACAAGGGAGGUCUGGUGCCCCUGCACAACGCCUGUUCUUAUGGUCACUAUGAGGUAGCUGAGUUGCUGGUGAGACAUGGGGCGUCGGUGAACGUGGCAGACUUGUGGAAGUUCACUCCUCUCCACGAGGCUGCAGCCAAGGGCAAAUACGAGAUCUGCAAGCUGCUCCUCAAGCAUGGGGCAGACCCGACCAAGAAGAACCGUGAUGGAAACACUCCUCUGGACAUGGUGAAGGAGGGGGACACAGACAUCCAGGACCUGCUGAGAGGAGACGCUGCCCUGCUGGACGCUGCGAAGAAAGGCUGUCUGGCCCGCGUCCAGAAACUCUGCAGCCCAGAGAACAUCAACUGUAGAGACACACAGGGACGCAACUCCACCCCCCUGCACCUUGCAGGUGAGACUGGUCACCAAGACAUAGCCAGGGCUGGCUACAAUAACCUGGAGGUAGCAGAAUACCUUCUGGAGCAUGGAGCUGAUGUCAACGCCCAGGACAAGGGGGGUCUCAUCCCCCUCCACAACGCUGCCUCUUAUGGGCAUGUGGAUAUAGCUGCUCUCCUGAUCAAGUACAACACGUGUGUGAACGCUACAGAUAAGUGGGCCUUCACCCCGCUCCACGAGGCGGCUCAGAAAGGCCGGACCCAGCUAUGUGCUCUGCUACUGGCCCACGGAGCUGACCCAAGCAUGAAGAACCAGGAGGGACAGGCGCCACUGGACCUGGCUACGGCUGAUGACAUCAGAGCGCUGCUGAUAGAUGCCAUGCCUCCAGACGCCCUGCCCAGCUGCUUCAAGCCUCAGGCCACGGUGGUCAGCGCCUCAGUGGUCAGUACAGCGGUCAUCUCUCCAGCCUCCACGCCCUCCUGCUUGUCUGCAGCCAGCAGCAUAGACAACCUGGCUGGGUCCCUCAGCGAGCUCACUGUGGCUGGAGCCACUGGGCCUGUAGAUGGAGCCACCGGCUCCGACAGGAAGGACAAAGAGACUGUUGUAGACAUGAACAUCAGCCAGUUCCUGAAGAGCUUGGGGUUGGAGCACCUGCGUGACAUCUUCCAGAGGGAACAGAUUUCACUGGAUGUCCUGGCUGAUAUGGGCCACGAGGAGCUGAAAGAUAUUGGGAUCAAUGCCUACGGUCACCGCCACAAACUCGUCAAAGGCGUGGAGAGACUCCUGAGAGGACAGCAAGGUGCUAAUCCGUACCUGACGUUCCACUGUGCCAGUCAGGGUACGGUGCUCAUAGACCUGGCCACGGACGAUAAGGAGUUCCAGUCUGUAGAAGAGGAAUUGCAAAGUACGAUCCGAGAGCACCGGGACGGGGGCAACGCAGGUGGGGUCUUCAGCAGGUACAACAUUCUAAAGAUCCAGAAGGUGGUGAAUAAGAAGUUGAGGGAGAGAUACUCACACAGACAGAAAGAGAUCGCUGAUGAAAACCACAACCAUCACAACGAACGCAUGCUCUUCCACGGUUCUCCAUUCAUCAACGCUAUCAUCCAUAAGGGCUUUGACGAGCGGCAUGCCUACAUCGGAGGCAUGUUCGGAGCGGGCAUCUAUUUUGCAGAGAACUCCUCCAAGAGUAACCAGUACGUGUACGGGAUAGGAGGGGGAACAGGCUGCCCCCCUCACAAAGACCGUUCCUGCUACCUCUGCCACAGGCAGAUGUUGUUCUGCAGAGUGACCCUGGGCAAGUCUUUCCUCCAGUUCAGUGCCAUGAAGAUGGCCCACGCCCCCCCUGGACACCACUCAGUAAUCGGCCGGCCCAGCGUCAACGGACUGGCUUACGCAGAAUAUGUCAUCUACAGAGGAGAACAGGCGUACCCAGAAUACCUCAUCACGUAUCAGAUCCUGAAACCAGAGAGCACACCCUCCCCCACAGCCGGAGCAGAACAGAAGACCUAACCCAGACUCAACCAGACUAACACACACCCACCUUUACUGGGAGAGAUGAAUCACAGAGACUUUUACCCAAAUCACUACUUCACACAUUCUGGGCUGAGCCGGGAUGAACAUCAGCCCCUUAAAUGAACUCUACACCCCUAGAAGGAUGUCUUUCCUCCGCUAGUUUUUUGUUCUAUUUCACUCACGAUAAAUGACCGGUUCCUCAUAACCACCACCCUUUAUUUUCCCAAAUGUUUUGUUUUUAUGUUUUCCUUUGUCCUUCAUUAGUGUUUACUUGAAAAUGUUGCCUUCACUGGGAAUUGUCUAAUGUUGUCGCCUGUCUCAGAGCUCAUGCUCCUGGGUCUCUCGCUCAUGGUUGCCACUGGUGAUUGUUGACACUGGUUACGGCCAAAUAGAGAGAACCAAGCGGAUAAAGUUCAGGUUAGGUUAGAGAUGGGGACUCAAAGCUCAUUGGUUAGCGGUAAGGCUCAGAGAUAAGGACUCUUGCCAGUCUGCCUUUAUCUAAAUGAUAGCUUCCCCAAGUGAAGCAUGGCUGAGACUCCUCUUCUGUACCUAUCACUCAGAUGGAUAUGUAGGUAGAAAUCAGGGUGGAUGUACUAGUAUGCAGUAUACCAGCCUCAAUCCCAGCCCUGUUUCUUCAUCAAGCCUGGCAAGGGAAGAUGUGGUACACAGACCCCAGACCCAGAUCAUGCGUGACUGAAAACAACCAAUAACCUCUCCCUUUCCGUUCCAGCACACAAAUAUCAUUUCUUUAGCUCAUCAAACAUUACACUUCAUUUAUCCUAUUAGCUCUGUAUUAUUUUAUUGUGAUAUUUCCAUGAUAGUUUUACUUUAUUGUUUUAAAAGAUGAUGUAUAAUGGGACCAUGUCACAAUGGGGACCAGACCUGGAGGUUUUUGACCCCUUUGUUUUUUUAAAGUUGAGAUGAUAUAAGAUAUCCCUCUCUGGGACCAUUAGGGGUUCCCUCUCUGGGACCAUUAGGGGUUUAUUUUCUGUUACUGGAACUGAUGGGAAAUCCCUAAAGGUUUCAGAUUGUGAAAUUGAGUUAUGUGAGAAAGUAAAGCAAGCUAUGAGACAUUACUAUUAUUAAUAUAACAUUACUUUGCACAAGAAAACACUUUUCAUUACCAUUUCCCAUCCAGUCAAACUCAUCUUUUAAUGGAUUUGCACUUUUAAACGGGAAUGAUUUUUAAGUUAUUUGAAAAUGUAUUGAAAAUAACGUUGAAAAAAAGAUGUCCAGUAUUGUAGUGUGUUGCAGACGAUGCCUUUGUAAAGCUCACCAUGUUGUUAACGGAUGAAGAGUGGGCUGUAUUAGUACUGUAAAUUAUUUGUUUGUUUUUUGGUGGGGAUGAAAGCGAUUUUUGUAGCUGUUUUUCCCGAUCUCUUUCAUGGUCAAUUCCACAUUCAUCCCUCUGUUCUGUAUCCUCUUUGAGAAGUAAACAAUAACUUGUCUUGCUUCCUACUGGUUUUGUCAAUCAUUCUCUGGGAAAUAACAGUUUGAAGCAAUGGCUGGUUUGAUUGUCACAUCCUGUAGUCUCUAUUGGAGGACACUGUCUCCCUGUGUCUCCUCACUCUCACUAGCUGGGCUCUAUCUGCAUCUGCUGGUGUGGUACUCUGCCAUCCUUGCUGUUUCAGAUACCAGCUCCAGAACUGUCUGCGCUUUGACCGGGAUGUUAACCUAUCCAUUUACUACAACCUGUGUUAGUCCCAAAUACCACCCUAUUCCCUAUAUAGUGCACUACUUUUGACGGGUUCCCUACUGGUCCUGGUCAAAAGUAAUGCACUAUAUAGGGAAUAGGGGGCUAUUUGGGACUGAACCUUGGUCUUAAAGGAAAACACCACUCAAACUAUUUUUUGGUAUUUGUUUCAUUAGUCUGCUGCUGAUAGUUUUGCAUGUCAGCAAUCAAGUUUUCAAGAUAUAGAACUUUCAAAAUACAGAAUGUGUCCCAGUAUGAAGCGACUAAUGAAACAAUACCAAAAGAUAGUUUGAGUGGAAUUUUCAUUUAAUCUCCACUCUUCACUUCAGACCAACACCUGGAGGGAGCCUUGAUGCCUCUUACUUACUACUACAGUUCUUAUCUUAUCUUUGUUUUUCUGGUGCUGAAAAGAUCCAGUAAUGAAUGACAUACUGACUAUCAUGUACCACAGCUGAUUUGGAGACUAAUGUAACACUCCUCAGUGUUGUAAAGAAGUAUCAAUAAAGAACAUAACUGUCCAA